Messenger RNA from Fusarium odoratissimum NRRL 54006, 858 nucleotides. RefSeq names its product 3-octaprenyl-4-hydroxybenzoate carboxy-lyase UbiX. Gene Ontology annotation, molecular function: carboxy-lyase activity. NCBI's taxonomy places the organism in Eukaryota, Fungi, Ascomycota, Sordariomycetes, Hypocreales, Nectriaceae. The record is from RefSeq and is a predicted model, not a curated record. The coding region runs from base 105 to 701 and encodes 198 amino acids. The transcript has a single exon.
CCCCAUUGCUUGUUAACACUCUCACACCACUAAAAUCCUUCUCCGUGUAUGAUAAAUCAUUACUGGGCGAUUUCAUUCGGCAUUCCUUCCCAACUUGUUACAGAAUGUAUCGAACUUCUACUCCUAGACGAAGAAUCAUCAUCGCCAUCACGGGGGCUACUGGCGCCCAGAUUGGGAUUCAAGUCCUCCAAACCCUUAGAAAGCUUCAUGUUGAGACGCACCUGAUAAUCAGCAAGUGGGCUGCCGAAACCAUCAGGUAUGAGACAGAUUACUCACCUGCUGCUGUGCGCGCCCUUGCAGAUCACGUAUAUAACUCACAUGAUCUUUCUGCUCCAAUUGCGAGCGGUUCCUAUCAAACCGAUGGCAUGAUCAUAGUGCCUUGCUCAGUCAAGACUUUAGCAGCAAUCAACUCAGGCAUUUGUGACGACCUUAUUACAAGGGCGGCAGAUGUCUGUCUCAAAGAGCGCAGACGGCUUAUUCUAUCAGUCCGAGAAACACCACUGAGUGACAUACACCUCAGAAACAUGCUGGAUGUCAGUAGGGCUGGGGCAAUUAUUGCACCACCAAUGGUGGGGCUUUACUCGAGGCCAGGUUCUAUCGAAGAUAUAUUAAACCACAUUGUUGGAAGAAUGAUUGAUCUCUUGGGGCUGGACUCUGGGAACUUUGAAAGAUGGGAAGGGAUGCAGAAGACUCUCCCAUGACGAUUUUAGCUAACGAAGUUGAAACAUCUUACUCUCAUAUUUGCGGGUAAUCUGGAGCAACCUACUACUGAAAAUACUAAUGAAGCCCGAUUGAUCUUGACAAGAGCAGGAUCUAUUGUAGAGUCUCGUUCUUGCUGUUAACUUUUGUCAACACCUG